AUGUUGGAUAAUAUGACCUCCUUUACAAUUUACACCCUAUUGGAACCAAGAGGCUCUAAAUCAUAUCGUCAUAUGUAUUUCACUUGCUUUUUGUUUCUCUAUUUUCUCAUAUUGUUAGUGAAUAUUUGGCUCAGCAUUGUUAUUGUCUUGGAGAGGACCCUUCAUGAACCAGUGUACAUUUUUCUGUGCAAUCUAUGUGUAAAUGGGCAAUAUGGAGCCACAGGAUUUUAUCCUAAAUUCCUGUAUGAUAUUUUAAGGGAUUCAUAUGUGAUCCCUUCUUACAUGUGUGCCAUCCAAGCUUUUGUGAUUUACACUUCAGCAAUGUGUGAAUAUUCUACACUGGCAGUAAUGGCAUAUGAUAGACAUGUGGCCAUAUGUAGACCUUUAGACUAUCACUCAAAGAUGAACAAAUUUUCUUGUGGCAUAUUACUUGGCUUUUGUUGGAUUCCACCAUUUAUUACCAUGUCCAUUGCUCUUUUCUUGUCAAAUAGGUUGGCAUUGUGUAAAAAUAAUAUUGAUAAAUUGUAUUGUGACAACUGGUCAAUUGUAAAACUCUCAUGCGAAUCAACUGUCACUAAUAACAUUUAUGGAUUUAUCCUUAUUUCUUUUUAUUUUAGCCUUUUUGCCAUAAUUAUUUUGUCAUAUAUGAAACUUUUCUUUGCAUGUAAAGCAUCAUUAGAAUGCAGAAAGAAAUUUUGGCAGACAUGUGUGCCCCAUAUGUUUUGUUUGAUAAACUUCACUGUUGCAACAGUUUUUGACACCAUAUACAGCAGAUACAGCUCAAACAAUUUCCCAGAGGAUCUGCGUAAUUUUUUGUCUUUAGAAAUAAUUAUAGUGCCACCUCUUUUCAAUCCUGUCAUCUAUGGAUUAAAACUCAAAGAGGUACGGAGAAGAGUCUUAAAAUCAUGGAUCAAUUCAUGA
Xyrauchen texanus (razorback sucker) is the source of this 921-nucleotide messenger RNA. Its product is annotated as olfactory receptor 142-like. Gene Ontology annotation, cellular component: membrane. Gene Ontology annotation, biological process: G protein-coupled receptor signaling pathway. Gene Ontology annotation, molecular function: G protein-coupled receptor activity; olfactory receptor activity. The transcript has a single exon. Bases 1 to 921 code for a protein of 306 amino acids. The record is from RefSeq and is a predicted model, not a curated record. NCBI's taxonomy places the organism in Eukaryota, Metazoa, Chordata, Actinopteri, Cypriniformes, Catostomidae.